GUCACUAGCGAGACACCAUGGAGCUCACAGCUCUUUGCAAGAAACUGUUGACAGCGUUUUUGGUGUUGGUGGUUUCACAAAUUCAACAUAACUAUGCACAGGACAGGUCUUUUGCUCAGAUUGUUCCCACUGGACUUCAGCUCUUUGAAUAUAGCUCCCUCUCAAUUAACUGUGAGGGUCUUAAUCCCGAAACUGGAUGGACUGUAAAGAGGAGACGAAAGGGAGAAGUCAGUGCAUGUGUCAGUAACUGGGUGACAACAACUGCGUCUGUCUGCGCCAUCAAACCUGUUUAUCUCACAGACAGCGGAGAAUACUGGUGCGAGAUUGGAGGCGAGAGGAGCAACACUGUCAACAUCACAGUCACUGCUGGAGCUGUGAUCCUGGAAAGUCCUGUUGUUCCUGUGAAGGAGGGAGAAGUCGUGACUUUAAUCUGUAGAAGUACCAUGACCCCUACUGCCCACAUAGCAGAUUUCUUCAAAGAUGACCGACACAUCAGCAGCAGCUCCACAGGCAAGAUGACCAUUACUAGAGUUUCUGAGUCUGAUGAAGGGCUUUAUAAGUGCAAUAUCUCAGAGUUUGGAGAAUCUCCAGAGAGCUGGCUGGCAGUCCGAGCCUUUCAAAGAGGCACUCAUAAUGCUCAGAGCUACUCACAGAACUCUUGCCAUUGUUACCUGGUAGUACGGAUUAUUUUCACUGUAAUCAUGGUAGUUCUGCUGCUGCUCAUCGUGGGACUUCUUUACCGUGGAAAUAUAUGAGUUACAAAGAACUGACUCAAACUCACUUCACCAAACAAACAAUCGUU
Messenger RNA from Haplochromis burtoni (Burton's mouthbrooder), 802 nucleotides. Its product is annotated as low affinity immunoglobulin gamma Fc region receptor II-like. Bases 18 to 755 code for a protein of 245 amino acids. Gene Ontology annotation, biological process: cell surface receptor signaling pathway. Lineage: Eukaryota; Metazoa; Chordata; Actinopteri; Cichliformes; Cichlidae. The record is from RefSeq and is a predicted model, not a curated record. The transcript has 5 exons. Gene Ontology annotation, molecular function: transmembrane signaling receptor activity.